Messenger RNA from Dermacentor andersoni, 1286 nucleotides. RefSeq lists its product as uncharacterized. The record is from RefSeq and is a predicted model, not a curated record. Lineage: Eukaryota; Metazoa; Arthropoda; Arachnida; Ixodida; Ixodidae.
GUGUCGGUAACCUUCCUCGAUAAGAUGCAGUCCAUUGUCGCGCAAAUUGCCGUUGACGCGAGCGGAAUCAACACGCCAGUCAUGAGGGGUCGCACGACAAAACUUUGCUGUCUCAUUUAUUCACGUUUCGUUGGUUAUAUAGGGCAGCGGCCCAUUCUGAAAGUGGACAAAAUGGAGCGCAAGCUGUUUUCGGAGAACCAAGCUCGACUACCGCAUCGAAUCUGCUGAUUGAACAAUGCAGAUGUUCUGCUUCUUUGUGAGUGCUUUUGCAUGCGCCGGUGCUUGAACACUGGUCCUUCGAUGACAAAAUAGCGCGAUGCUUGGCGAACGAAGCUCUUACCAUUACGUCAUCCCAUUGGUUUGCUCACAUCAGUCAGCCCAACAUGAAGUUAACACGCCAAGAAAAUAGGAAAAAUAAUGCGUUUACCAGAAUUACAGCACAAUCGUUGCCAAGGAACAGUGCCGCGACAGUCCGAACCUGAAACUGUGGAUGCGCACCGCGUGGCUUCCUCCUUGGAGAAGAAAAAAAAUGGACUCCUGGUCCAUCUGGACGCUGCUGCUUCUGUUGGCUCUGUUCUGCGACAUCAACAACGCUUUCUUCCUUCCUUUCUUCGGUGGCCCUCUCACUCCUCCGAAUAAUGGAGACGAUGAAGGUUUUUACCCGGUGGACAUAGGAGAUUCACCAACGUAUCACGACGUGACUCUGCAGCCUGGCGUGGAGAUUCUGCGAUUACAGCGACCCCUCAUCCAUAGGAUUGAGGUGGAGAUCACCACUGGCCGGGAGAUUCAGCGUAACCUGACGAGCAUGCGCGAGCUCCUGGUUGUGGAGCUGGAGAGAACGAGCAGUAGGCCGGAACGGAUAGAAAUCGAGCACAGGAUCAGCAGGAUCGACAUACUUCUCACUCAAGUGCGCACCAGGACGGACGAGACGGAGCUUCGGUUCCGGGAGUUCUUGCAACGGGUUUCGACCGGCCAGAUACGAACCGAGAGCGAGAGCCAGACCCUGCUGCAGGCCAUCUGGUCCGGUUACCACAAGUCGUUGCGGAACCUGGUCCGCCAUGCGGCUGGAUAUCUGAGGAGCAUCGUUCAUGGUGUGACAGGCGCCCUGGCCAACCUGGGCAUGGGCAUCAUCGACUACUACCGCCUCAAGUUCCAGCCACUUGAGCUCGCCGUCGACGCCCUGACGGGUCAAGGCUCCUUUCGGAAACCCAUCGUUGGCAUUAUUGGCCGCCGAUGAAUGAGAUACUAUAUAGUUGGCAUUUAUUAAAAAUAAAGGCAUCCUCGUA